Messenger RNA from Trifolium pratense (red clover), 1443 nucleotides. RefSeq names its product probable sugar phosphate/phosphate translocator At3g11320. Gene Ontology annotation, molecular function: antiporter activity. The record is from RefSeq and is a predicted model, not a curated record. Gene Ontology annotation, cellular component: Golgi apparatus. The transcript has 4 exons. NCBI's taxonomy places the organism in Eukaryota, Viridiplantae, Streptophyta, Magnoliopsida, Fabales, Fabaceae. The coding region runs from base 185 to 1105 and encodes 306 amino acids.
ACUAAGUUAGUCCCCGUUUGUAUACGCGUUGUUUUACCUUUCCUUCACUCAUACAAUAAUCAUAACUCUCUUUUUCUUUCUUUACACUUUAAAUACAAAACAAAAUUCCUCACAUCACAGAUCCAUCCAUGAACAAAACCUCACAAAAAUUCCAAUAAUACCCUUCCUUCCUUCCUUCCCAAAAAUGAAAGAAUCAAGCAAAACAUUCACAAUACUAUUAAUCUCAUCAUGGUAUUCAUCAAACAUUGGUGUAUUACUCUUAAACAAAUAUCUUCUAUCUAACUAUGGUUUCAAAUACCCAAUUUUCUUAACCAUGUGUCACAUGACAGCAUGUUCUUUAUUCAGCUAUAUUGCAAUUGCUUGGUUCAAAAUGGUUCCAAUGCAAUUCAUUCGUUCUAAUCUUCAAUUUAUUAAAAUUGCUACUUUGAGUUUGGUUUUCUGUGUUUCCGUCGUUUUUGGUAAUAUUUCCCUACGGUAUCUACCUGUGUCGUUUAAUCAAGCUGUUGGUGCUACUACUCCUUUUUUUACUGCCGUUUUUGCUUAUCUUAUGACGUUUAAGAGAGAAGCUUUUCUUACUUAUCUUGCUCUUCUUCCUGUUGUUACUGGUGUUAUCAUUGCUAGUGGGGGCGAACCGAGCUUUCAUUUGUUUGGAUUCAUAAUAUGUAUUGCAGCUACAGCGGCACGAGCCCUAAAAACAGUGUUACAAGGAAUUUUACUUUCUUCUGAAGGGGAGAAGCUGAAUUCUAUGAACCUUCUGCUGUACAUGGCUCCAAUGGCUGUUGUUUUCCUUCUUCCUGCUGCACUUUAUAUGGAAGAAAAUGUGGUUGGCAUCACGUUGGCUCUUGCUAGAGAUGAUCCAAAGAUCAUUUGGUACCUUCUAUUCAAUUCCUCACUAGCAUAUUUUGUCAACCUGACCAAUUUUUUGGUCACGAAACACACCAGUGCUCUCACUCUUCAGGUACUUGGGAAUGCAAAAGGAGCCGUAGCAGUUGUAGUUUCAAUUCUGAUAUUUAAAAAUCCAGUUUCAGUCACUGGAAUGAUGGGUUAUUCACUCACAGUACUCGGAGUUAUACUGUAUAGUGAGGCCAAAAAGCGAAGCAAGUGAUUCUGAUAAUGUGAAUACUCUAUACUUCGAUUUCAUCACUCCGCAGACAACCUCAAGAUUCUUUGAGGAACUAUAUAAGAAUUCUUUUGGCCUCACAUAGAAAGCCUCAUUGAAGUGGGGUUCUCCGUUGUAUUAGCAACUGUUCAGAAAUAGUUCAUGGUACAAAGUUCCAGUAGGUGAAUGUUCUCUCUACUAUACCCAUGAUGGGAUAUUGAGGAAUGUCUUUUAGUCAUUUAUUCUUUGAAGAAAGAGUUGUAAAUUUGGAUCUCUACUCAUUUGUUAUUUACAAUGCUUACAUUUGUUUAUCGAUGAGAAAUUUCAUAUUUUUGGUUGUAGUA